This is a messenger RNA of Corapipo altera (White-ruffed manakin), 573 nucleotides long. Its product is annotated as basic proline-rich protein-like. Bases 1 to 573 code for a protein of 190 amino acids. The record is from RefSeq and is a predicted model, not a curated record. The transcript has a single exon. NCBI's taxonomy places the organism in Eukaryota, Metazoa, Chordata, Aves, Passeriformes, Pipridae.
AUGGCGUGUGGGGGCAGCACAGCCGCGCUGGGGCCGCGGGCCGGGCCGGGACCCCGCCGAACGCUCCCGGGCCCCGGCGGGCCCCGCGCCGCGCACGGCAGUCACCGCCCCGGGCCCCGCCGGACCCAUCUACGGCCCGGCCCCGCUGCGGCCGCUCCGGCCCCGGCGCCAAAAUGGUUCCCCGAGCUUCCCCCGGCACCGCCGGGCCGCGCCCGCCCCGCCCGGGCUGUGCCUGCCGGGGGAGGGCCCGGCCCGGCCCCGCCCCGGCCCCGCCAACUGGGACCUGGACCCGCCCCGGCCCAGCCCCGGCCCAGCCCACGGGGACCCGGCCCAGCCCACGGGGACCCGGCCCAGCCCACGGGGACCCGGCCCAGCCCACGGGGACCCGGCCCAGCCCACGGGGACCCGGCCCAGCCCACAGGGACCCGGCUCCUCCCGGGCGGCACCGCCUCUGCCCCGGCCCCGCUUGUCCCCACGGCCGCGCGCGUUCCGCACACGGAGCUCCCUCUGCACGGCCGGGACCUGACCAACAGCCCCCUGCUCCACGCCGACGGAGCUCAUCAUCCUCCCUAA